ACCCCCACCCUGUGGCAUCUGUGAGGUCACCCUGCCUCUCCUGGCUGGAGGAAUGCAUGGAGGCCACUUCCAGGGUCAGAUCCGGCCUUCCCAGAAUUCUGCUGCGGGUUGGGAGGCUCUUUGCACUGAGGGACCUGUUUCUAUCCUGCCUGCAUAGCCUGAUGCUGGUGGCUUUGCUGCUGCUGCUGCUUACCUGGAAGGUGGUGCAGAAAGCCCAUCACUUUAGUCUGGGCUGGCUGCCCAGCCAGGAUUCUGUGUUGCUGGAAACCCUGGCCCUGCUGAGAAGUCUAUACCUGUGGGUGGAGCACAGGACCACACUUACUCUCUGGAACCUGGCCUAUUUUGUCACCUGGAUGACCUGCCUUGCUUCCCAUCUUCUUCAAGCUGCCUUUGAACAGACAGCCCAACUGGCCCAGGCCCAGGAGGCUGAAUCCCAGGAAACCUCAGGGCCCCCACCUCAGUUUUUAAUUCUAGAAUCCUCCACCACUGAGUCCGGACCCCUCCCACCCCAGCCUGAAACCCCUGGAGAAUAAAUGUGUCCCCCACCCGUC
Mastomys coucha (southern multimammate mouse) is the source of this 551-nucleotide messenger RNA. RefSeq names its product transmembrane protein 270 (gene Tmem270). Bases 57 to 533 code for a protein of 158 amino acids. Lineage: Eukaryota; Metazoa; Chordata; Mammalia; Rodentia; Muridae. The transcript has 3 exons. The record is from RefSeq and is a predicted model, not a curated record.